GGCCUUUUUCUGCUUUUUCUCCUCUUUUUCGUCCCGGGUGUCGCGGGGGCCAUGGACGAGAGGAGCCUGCACCUCAGGCAGGUGCUGAACAUGACGCCCGACGGCCCUGUGGUCGAUGUGGAGGUCCAGCAGAUGGGCAGCAGCACUGCAAAGAGAGAAGAUAUUCAGCUGAGUGUCCUGCAGAUGCUUAGCAGACUUAAUACUGCGAUCGAAGACUGUACAUGGUUGGAGUUCAACGAUCCUUUCUUGGAAAGGAAUGUGCAGUCCAUUUCUGUUGUGGAUACAGAGCUAAUAAAGAAAACCCAAGAGCUUCCCGUUGCCUUGAACAGUUGUUCUUUCUCAAUUCACAUCUACCAGCUGAACGAAGAAGGACCCAGCAGCGAAAACUUAGAGGAAGAGAACGAAAAUAUUAUUGCCGCAAGCCACUGGGUGCUACCCGCUGUUGAAUUCCAUGGCCUUUGGGAAAGUCUGGUCUACGACGUCGAAGUUAAGUCCCACUUGCUGCACUACGUGACCACAACAUUAUUAUUUUCUGACAAAAACGUUGACAGCAACCUCAUAGCCUGGAAUCGAGUUGUUCUGCUACACGGGCCCCCAGGAACCGGCAAAACAUCCCUGUGUAAAGCACUAGCUCAGAAACUGACCAUUAGGCUCGCAGACAGGUACAGAUACGGGCAGCUGAUUGAAAUCAACAGUCACAGUCUCUUCUCUAAGUGGUUUUCUGAGAGCGGAAAACUAGUAACAAAGAUGUUUCAGAAGAUUCAAGAAUUAAUCGAUGAUAAGAACGCCCUCGUGUUUGUGCUGAUUGAUGAGGUAGAAAGCUUAACUGCAGCCCGAAAUGCCUGCAGAGCGGGCACGGAACCUUCAGAUGCCAUCCGAGUGGUGAAUGCCGUUUUGACCCAGAUAGAUCAGAUUAAAAGGCAUUCAAAUGUCGUUAUACUGACAACUUCAAAUAUCACCGAGAAGAUCGACGUGGCCUUCGUCGACAGAGCGGACAUAAAGCAAUACAUCGGUCCUCCGUCUCCCGAGGCGAUCUACAAAAUCUACCUUUCUUGUUUGGAUGAAUUGAUGAAGUGUCAGAUCAUAUACCCUCGAGAGCAGCUGCUGACUUUGAGAGAGCUCGGUAUCCUGGACUUCAUUGAAAGCACCGUGUCGAAAACGAGUAUCAUGUUGAAUGAAAUUUCGAGGAAAAGUGAAGGACUGAGCGGUCGAGUCCUGAGGAAACUCCCUUUCCUAGCCCACGCCCUCUACAUCCAAACUCCUACCGUAACAAUAGAGGUGUUCCUUCAAGCUCUGUCUCUGGUGGUGGAAAAGCAGUUUGAAGAGAGAAGACGACUCGCGGAGUGCAUUUGUGAUUCUGGUUAGUUUGACGGGUAGUUCACCUCAAUGGUGCUUAGCUUCACGUCCGGUAAAGCACAACCAUUGUAUCGUGAUGUAGACUUGUAAAAAUGCACUUGCCUUGUUUUAAAUUUGUAUUAGGAGGCACAGGAAGCAGUAAUUUAUUUUCACCAGUUUGAGAGAAGUGUACAAAGGGAGUUAAUAUCAAAAUUUUGUUCAGAGCCGUAAAGGAAAAAAAAAUCCAAAUUGUCUGGAAACUGAUUUUCCUGAACAUUUCCCUCUUUUUUAUGAGCAUAUAACAAACUGGCUCGUUCUAUGCUCUUUCACCAAAAUAAACUGGCUCGUUCUAUGCUCUUUAACCAUAGCGUUAGUGCCAAAUGUGUUUGUUGUUAAACCUCUGAAAAAGAAAAAUCGAUGUAACUGCCAGAGUUAUUUUUAAGAGAAAUGCUGUUCAAGGUGAAAAGCCUUUCAAAAGUGGCAUUAUUUUUAUUAUUGCAAAGAUGCUUUGAAGGCUGUACAUUGUAUUUCAAAAGUGGAAAAGCCUGUAUAAUUUUUAUAUUUGAGGAAGGGACUGUACGUGAAAGAGUGUUCUUUAAUGCAUGCAGCGUAUUCAAACUAAGGUAACAAAAGAGGUGCCAGUCGUUAAUGUAAAAAUGGAGAUGUGUAUUUACUCUUAACAUACCUCAAAACCUUGUUGGCAAACCAACAUAGUUUUAGAUGAGAGUGCUAUCUGUUUUUAGGUUGUUCCGUAUUGUUCUUCAGUUCCCAAAAACCCGAUUAAAAUGUACUGCUUAUAUGUGAUCACAGUAGGAGGUCACCGUACUCAAGUAUUCCCCCCCCCUUUUUUUUUUUAACUUUUCACUUCAGAAUAAAUGCUUUUCUCUUUAGAAUAAAUAAAUUCUCCCUUGACAUUUUGGAUGUAACAGCUGCUCUUUGGAAAAGAAAAUCCUGGCUUUGUUAUGGAUCUGUUGGUGU
Molecule: messenger RNA, 2313 nt
Organism: Tachyglossus aculeatus (Australian echidna)
Lineage: Eukaryota; Metazoa; Chordata; Mammalia; Monotremata; Tachyglossidae
Gene: TRIP13
Product: thyroid hormone receptor interactor 13
Exons: 13
Coding region: 52-1365 (437 amino acids)
Biological process (GO): meiotic recombination checkpoint signaling; reciprocal meiotic recombination
Cellular component (GO): chromosome; nucleus
Molecular function (GO): ATP hydrolysis activity; ATP binding
Source: RefSeq, a predicted model, not a curated record